This is a messenger RNA of Paramecium tetraurelia, 573 nucleotides long. RefSeq lists its product as uncharacterized. NCBI's taxonomy places the organism in Eukaryota, Ciliophora, Oligohymenophorea, Peniculida, Parameciidae. The transcript has a single exon. The record is from RefSeq and is a predicted model, not a curated record.
AUGCUCAGAUAACAAUGUGUAUUAGAAGAAUAGCCUCAAUUCUAUUUCAAUUACACUAUCUAUUUCUCUCAAUAAUGCAUGCAAUUACCAAGCGAAAUGAAGUCAUGUUCUGAAAACUACUUUACAAACAAUAAUAUUUCUACUCAAUCUAUUGACAAUUGCAUUCAAAAUAGUUUUGAAGGACCAUCAGAACAAAUUCAAUCUCUGAAAACUAAUAGAAUCUUAGAUCAAUACAAAUAAUUACAAUACAAUAAAACAAAAUUUGCAUUAAAUUUAGACGAUUAAGAUUUGACCAAUACUCCAUUUAAGUAAAUUAUGAACUAACUUUGCAAAAAGUUUGAAUAUGCAUCUAUUCCAGCCUGUGGAGUCAUUAAGGCAGAUUCAAUUCAAAAAACCAAUCUAUUGGAAUAAAUAUUUUUGAUUCUUUUUGCGAUCAUUAUUAUUUUGAUUAUUGUUCAAGGGUCUUUACAAUUGCUUUAGAAUAUACAAUUCAAAACAUUCUUUACUCCUAAAAGUAGAAUUACAAUCCCCAAAUUAGAGAAAGAUCAUAUCAUUUAGGAAGAUGAUGUUUGA